Molecule: messenger RNA, 2862 nt
Organism: Sphaerulina musiva SO2202
Lineage: Eukaryota; Fungi; Ascomycota; Dothideomycetes; Mycosphaerellales; Mycosphaerellaceae
Product: UPF0052-domain-containing protein
Exons: 5
Coding region: 9-1451 (480 amino acids)
Molecular function (GO): LPPG:FO 2-phospho-L-lactate transferase activity
Source: RefSeq, a predicted model, not a curated record
GAGAAACCAUGCAGGCCCACGACUUUGCAAUGCGACUCGAGCCUUCAGCAUCGCGAUCCAUAUCGCCGGCUCUUGCAGCGACAACACGAGGUGGCAUCGUGGUCUUCUCCGGCGGAAGUGCUGCCAACAACCUCGUCGACGUGUUCAAUGACAUACGCGAGGCCAACAACGCUGCCUUGAGCUAUGUCAUUCCCAUUUCCGACAAUGGAGGCUCCUCCAGCGAGAUCAUCCGCGUCUUCGGCGGUCCAGGAAUUGGUGAUGUCCGCUCGCGACUCGUCCGGCUGAUCCCUGACGAGGGCGACGAAGCCAAGGCCAUCAAGUCGUUCUUCAACUAUCGUCUGCCGAAGACGUAUGCACAGAGCCGAGCAGAAUGGCUCGAGAUUGUGGAAGCAACGCACCCGUUAUGGCUGGGCAUUUCAUCGCCCAAGAAAGAACUCAUUCGCAGCUUUCUCAACUCCAUGAAUCUGGAAAUCGUGAAGCGACUGCGACCUACCAGCAGAUUUGACUUCUCUGGUGCCGCCAUUGGGAAUCUCUUUCUCACCGGUGCUCGUCUGUUCACCGGGAGCUUCGAAUCUGCGGUAUACCUUGUCUCUAGCAUCUGCGGGAUCCCGGCCGCCGUUUCCAUCCUGCCAGUGCUCAACACGAACUUCGCCCACCAUAUCGCCGCGAAACUGGCAGAUGGCACUGUGAUCACCGGACAGAACAACAUUAGCCAUCCCAGUGCUCCUGCAGCUUCGGUUACUCACAUUCCCGUGUCGCCUACACAGCUGCUGCAGGCCGAAACCGAGGAGCACGACAAAGUGGAAGAUGCCAACAUGCCGGGCACACACCCAGAACUACGAAAGCCGGCGAUUGCAUUCUCCAAGGAAGGCGAGGAAAAGCUUCCCGCUCGCAUCGAACGAUUAUUCUACAUCAACCCGUAUGGCCAAGAGAUCACAAUUCCCGCCAAUCCCCGUGUUCUGGAAGCGAUCAAGAACUCGUCGUGCAUCAUCUACAGUAUCGGCUCUCUCUUCACGUCUUUGGUGCCUUCGCUGGUUCUCAAGGGUGUCGGAGCUGCAAUCUCGUCGCCUGUCAUUCGGACCAAAAUCCUGAUACUGAAUGGCACGCUCGAUCGUGAAACAGGACCACCCAGCAAUCCAUUCUCAGCCAUGGACUUUGUUGCUACCAUUGUCCAUGCAUGCACCACUUCACAGGCCCGACCUCACGCCCAACCGCACGAUUACUGGCAGUACGUGACACACGUCAUUCACCUAGACGGCCCAACAUCUCCAGUUGUGGAUAAGAGUGCCUUCAACAAGAUCGGCAUUGAGACAAUGCGCGUUUAUGGUCGAUCUGACGAGAACGGAAAGGGUGGCCGAUAUGAUGUGAAGGCACUGACCCAGGCACUCGAGGCCGUGAUCGGGCGAAAGGAUCCGCGAGGUAUGUCAAGGCGCAACACUGCCAUAUCAUAGUGGAUAUCGUUGUCCAUGAGAUGAUGAGAAGGGGGCCAAUGUAUCUGUCUGUGGGAUGAUGCAUCGGGACAAAGUCCACGCGAGGCGGCUCCACAGGGUCAAGUGCCCCGCCAUACCACCUACAAAUGUGUGCAAUGAUAAGACACAGCCGCACGGCCAACGUUCUGUGAAAAGAGGCAUAUCACGACGUUUUACAAGAGACAGUACAUGUACUACCUACCCGGCCUGUAGAAAAGACUCAGCGUCUGUGCAUUGAAAACAUGACAAACAAGCCAUCCAACGUCGCUGUGGUGGGCUUCGGCCUAUCUGCGAAAGUCUUCCACAUCCCUUUCAUUCAGGCACUUCCAGAAGACUUCACGUUGUAUGGCGUGGUACAGAGAACGCCCAAGCCAGGCGAUGACGCCUCGCAAGCACAUCCAGGGAUCAAGAGCUGGAGGUCGGCUGACGAUGUCUACGCAGACCCAGCCGUCGAUGUGGUGAUUGUGACCACGCCACCAGAGUCGCACUUUGAAUUGGCCAAAAGGUCUCUGGAGGCUGGAAAGCACGUUGUUGUCGAGAAGCCCUUCGUGCCAACGCCGGAGGAGGCCGCGGAACUAGCAGAGUUGUCGAAGAAGACCGGCAAGAAGCUCGCGGUAUACCAGAAUAGAAGAUGGGAUUCCGAUUUUCUUACCUUGAGAAAGAUUCUUGCGGAUGGCUUGCUGGGAGACAUAGCAGAGUUCGAGACCCAUUUCGAUAGCCACAGCCCGGAUCCUCCUCCCGAGAGCUGGAAGAGUGAGGACAAACCGGCACACGGAACGAUAUAUGGCUUGGGAACUCAUCUGAUUGACCAGGUCUACGUCCAAUUCGGCAUGCCGAAGAAAGUGACUGCAUUUGUGGGUAACCAAAGGAGAGGCGUGGUAGGAGGUCCUCCAGACUCGAUGAACGUUUUGCUGCACUAUGAUGGACCACUCCUUGUGACAGUGAAAGCUGGUGUAGUGAGUCCAGAGGCAGAGCAGCUUCGCUUCUGGGUGAGAGGAACCAAGGGCAGCUUCAAGAAGUUUCAUUUUGAUCGGCAAGAAGACCAACUUCGCCAUGAGAAUAUCGGUCCUGGUCAGGAGGACUACGGCGUGGAUCCCGAAUCGCAUUAUGGCACACUCGUCACUGUAGGAAAGGAACAGGCUGCGCCCGUCGUGGAGCGUUAUCCUACAGUGCUGCCAGCCACGUAUGUCGAGUACUACCGUAUCUUUGCAAAGGCGAUUCGAGGAGAGGGCGAAGUGCCUGUCACAGCUGAAGAUGCGAGAGAUGUCCUGCAGAUUAUUGAGCUGGCCAAGCAGUCUUCGAAGGAGGGGAGGACGAUUGAGGUUUGAACAUCAUGGUCUUCUCAAUUAUACCAGCUGGGAUCGGAUAUGGUAUUGAAGAAUGUAUAAUGUCG